CAGUGUGAUGUUGGCAUGGCAAACGUUCAACGCUCUCUUCGUGAUCCGAGCUGUCAGCAAAUAUCUGGUUGAAAUGGUACCCGAGUAUGAGCUCUGCAGACAUCUGGACUUCCAGGCUGAACGGAGAGUGGGCAAUGGACCUGUGGACUCCAGGGAGGAUAACACGCCAUCACAAGAGACCUCCCCCUCACCGCUGGCUUCCCCAGCGACCCCAGAAGUCCAAGAGGCUCCCGUCUCUCCCAAAUUGGCGGGGACUGAGAGCCGGGUGGAGAUGCUUAUCGAUGCGUUAAUCGGCCUCAUCAUUGAUGUUCCUGUUACGGACAACACAUACUACCUUCAUUUGGAGUGCAUCAAUACUAUGUUGGUGCUCAUGUCUGUUUACAUGUUUGCCGGCGUGCAUGGACAGACGCGGUUGGUCGACACGUCUCUUAUAUACAGAACCCUUUUCCAAGGUCGCUACGGCAUGCACGCUCCGCUUCUAGUGAAGACGUUACUGAACAACUUGUCGAGCAUGCUGGCAGCGCCUCCGAGCAUGUUCGGAGCUCACGCCGGCGGGGGGAGCCUGCUCAUCAACUUGGCUUCUGGCCUCUGGAACAUGAUAACGUUCAACUCAACAGCUCGGCAGACGAUAUACACCAACCCUCCACUGGACAGGCAGGAAUUACAAGAGAGAGUGAAGAAAGAGCAUCCUGUUGCUAACCAGUCAUGCCUCCUAUUACUGACACUGGCGAACCAUUGUAUGAACGAUGAUAACUUGUACAGAAACGCUUUGUUAUGCUGUGAGGAUACGGCGGAAACUUCAGCACCAACACCACAACGGGAAUCGAACGGUGGAUCACAGGUGACACCGCCGAGAAUCGACAUGGCCGCUUUGCACCGCGCGCUGUGCGCCACGGCGGGCUGCGAGCACUGCACGCUACUGCUGUACCUACUGCUGCACUCGUGCGCCGCAUACAAGCGACACGUCGCUAAUGUAGCCCAGCUCGACUUGCUUAUUGUCCCAAUCCUGCAAGUGCUGUACAACGCCCCGGAGAACAACAACCACCAUAUCUAUAUGUCGCUUAUAGUUCUGCUCAUACUCACUGAAGAUGACGCUCUUAUCAAGAAUGUGCAUUUAAUUAUGCUAAAGAACCUAACAUGGUACACUGAACGAGCGAUCUCUGAGAUCUCGCUGGGCGGUCUGAUGGUGCUGGUAGUACUGCGGGCGUUACAUUACAACAUGGUGCGCGUCCGGGACAAGUAUCUGCAUACCAACUGCCUCGCUGCCAUCGCUAAUAUGAGCUGUGAAUUCAGGAACCUACAUCCAUAUGUAGCGCAGCGGCUGAUAUCAUUAUUCGAAACGUUAACAAAACGAAGAGCUAGGCUCUGCAGCGAAAUUGAAGGUGGCGAUAUUAAUAAUUUAGAACUUCCACACAUUACUGAAGAGAAGACAGAAGAAAUUAUGGACCACAUAUCGGUGCUGGACGAGGUGCUCCGCAUGUUGCUGGAGAUCAUCAACUCGUGCGUGUCGCACCAGCUGGCCUCCAACUCCAACGUGGUGUACGCGCUGCUACACAAGCGACAUCUAUUCACUCAGCAUACACACCACCCAGUCGCGCAGAAUAUUGAUAUGGUCAUAGGCUAUUUUUCAACGCGUUUGCAGCGCGUCCAAGAGGGCGCUGGCGGUGAUCUAGGCGUCAACGAAGUGUUGCAGUGUAUCAAAAAGGGAGCCGAGCAGUGGUCUAGUGAUAGGUUAAAGAAAUUCCCCGACCUAAAAUUCCGCUACGUUGAAGAGGAAAGACCAGAAGAAUUCUUCACUCCUUACGUUUGGAGCCUCGUCAACUCGUGUGGCGGAGUGUACUGGGCGAGCGAGGGAGGAGCGAGGGCUUUAGGAGACCUCCUCGCUUGCUGA
Spodoptera littoralis (African cotton leafworm) is the source of this 1891-nucleotide messenger RNA. Lineage: Eukaryota; Metazoa; Arthropoda; Insecta; Lepidoptera; Noctuidae. The record is from the annotation of a GenBank genome assembly.